AUGUUGGAGCUUAAACUUGAUCUUUGUAUUCGAUACUGCGAUUCGUGUGCUCCAGAAGCUCCACCGAGUUGCCCGUGCCCUUCUCCACCUCCUUGCACCCCAUGCACCCCUUUGCCAGUGUACCACUGCAAGCCUAGGACAAAGUACGAUGUAAACUUUAUAUACAUAAACGACCAGCCCCCAAGCACUGCCUUAAAGGACUUUGUUGAUCGAACUGCGCAAAUACUUUUCUGGACCGAACUUAUUAGAGGUUUUGCUGUGACUCUUGGACAUAUAUUCAAAGAGCCUGCAACCAUUAACUAUCCAUUCGAAAAGGGACCGCUGUCACCUCGAUUCCGUGGCGAGCAUGCACUUAGGAGAUAUCCUACGGGAGAGGAGAGAUGUAUCGCUUGCAAACUGUGUGAAGCCUUCUGUCCAUCUCAAGCGAUAACGAUUGAAGCGGAGGAAAGACAGGAUGGCUCCCGGCGAGCAACGAGAUACGACAUAGAUCUCACUAAGUGCAUAUUUUGUGGUUACUGUCAAGAAGCUUGUCCUGUCGACGCAAUAGUUGAAGGUCCAAAUUUCGAAUACUCAACCGAAACGCACGAAGAAUUACUAUACAAUAAAGAGAAACUGCUGAGCAACGGUGACCGAUGGGAACCGGAGAUUGUUAGCAAUUUGAGAGACAAUCAUUUAUAUCGAUAG
Molecule: messenger RNA, 684 nt
Organism: Melitaea cinxia (Glanville fritillary)
Lineage: Eukaryota; Metazoa; Arthropoda; Insecta; Lepidoptera; Nymphalidae
Product: NADH-ubiquinone oxidoreductase subunit 8-like
Exons: 3
Coding region: 1-684 (227 amino acids)
Biological process (GO): mitochondrial respiratory chain complex I assembly; mitochondrial electron transport, NADH to ubiquinone
Cellular component (GO): membrane
Molecular function (GO): 4 iron, 4 sulfur cluster binding; NADH dehydrogenase activity
Source: RefSeq, a predicted model, not a curated record